CUCUCUCUCCUUCUGUCUCACUCACUCUCUCUCUCUCCAGCAAGUUAUAACCAGGACUCUCAGAUACUUUGACGCAGACUGAAAAUUUAAAAACCUUCAAGAACAACUUACAUUGGAAAUACAAUGAACUAUAUAAGCUGCCACUUUUCUUCUGCUGGGAAGGUUUUAGUUUAUUUUUAGGCCCCGUGUGAUCCAGCUUAAUACGACCGCUGUGCGCUUUUCGCUGCCGGAUUUGAGUGUUGCCUCGGUCUUAGUUUCUCACAUUCAGCUUGGGCCAAAAACAAGUGGAGUUACAUUUGUUUCUAUGGUAACACUGCAUUUCCCCGAGCCUUUGAAGGACUGAAGGUUAUCGCUGAACAUCCAGCUGGUCCAAGCUUUCUUCGACAAUGAGCAGCCAGUCCAACGGCGGGGCGGUGAUCCCCACAGCUCGGAGCAGUGCGAGGUCAUUUAUGGACGAUGUCAUUUUAACCUUCAGCUCGCCGAUGGCUUGGCUGCUGGUUGUGGCCCUGAUCCUCACGUGGUCGGGCGUAGCCAUUGUUCUGUUCGACCUGCUCGAUUAUAAGACUCUCACAGAGUACACAUCAUACUGUGACGACCCCGUGUGUUUAUCUCCUGAUACUGAUGAGCGGCAAAAUAUUUGGGCGGCAAAGUCCCUCCGCAGUCUCCCUCCUCCUUCUGCCAUCGCUAAGAGAGGUUUGAAGGGUAGAGGCGGUGUUCGUCCAAUGAAGUCCAGCUACGCUCCAAUCACAGCUCAGGAAAACACUGAUUGGUGGGAGGUGAUGUGGACGUUUGCCGCCAAUUUGGUCGCUCCCGAGGAGGAGGAGGAAGGUAUUCACCACCUAACUGAAACCCUCACAUCCUUUCACUCCGAGGAGCUUUAAAAGAGAAAACGGGCGGCGAGAGGACAAAACACUGACAAGUAUGAAGAUAAAGAGUCGCAGAGAAGACGCCAAGACAAAAAGAUACAAGUGUGCCAGGCAAGAGUGGACAAGAUAAAGUGGAGGGAUUCAAAGAGGGAGAAGGUGUAAAAAAAAAAAAUAUAUAUCACAGCAGUAUUUCUUUCUGUUGUUAACUAGAACCUGGUGAAUAAAAACUGCCACUUUUA
This is a messenger RNA of Solea senegalensis (Senegalese sole), 1105 nucleotides long. Its product is annotated as triadin-like. Gene Ontology annotation, molecular function: signaling receptor binding. The record is from RefSeq and is a predicted model, not a curated record. Gene Ontology annotation, cellular component: membrane; sarcoplasmic reticulum. The transcript is spliced from 7 exons. Lineage: Eukaryota; Metazoa; Chordata; Actinopteri; Pleuronectiformes; Soleidae. Bases 387 to 881 code for a protein of 164 amino acids.